Messenger RNA from Caenorhabditis angaria, 5221 nucleotides. The record is from the annotation of a GenBank genome assembly. Lineage: Eukaryota; Metazoa; Nematoda; Chromadorea; Rhabditida; Rhabditidae.
AUGUCGAAUCCGCCGCCGGCGCCAUCACACGUCGGAUUCCCGCAGGCUUUCGGUCAACAACAAUAUCAGCAUGUUCAACAGUUUUCGCAAUUCGCACAACCGCCACAAGCGGCACCGCCGAUGAAUAAUGGGUAAUUUUUGGAGGGAUUUAUAGAUUUUGACCCUCUGCUGUUCAAAACUGCUUAGCUCUACUCUAAACAUGAGUUGUGACGUGGCAAAGUUCGAAAUCGUUGAUGUUUAUUGAUUUUUCUACAUAAAAAUCAUCUUCAGGGCUUUCUAAUUUUGCCACGUCAUAACUCAAGUUCAGAAUUGAGUAAACCCCCAAGAUAUUCCCCUAUAAAAUCGUAUUUUUUUCAGAACACCCGCUGCCAAACCAACAUACGCAGCAAAUCCCUUCCCAUUUCCAACAACAUCUCAACCAAACGGCAAUCAUCAAUAUCAACCACAAUAUUCUCAGCCUCCCCAGCCUCCAGCACCAAAUGGCCAUCAUUAUUCCGGUUUUCCACAAGCACCAUUCCAAAAUGGCAGUGCAGCCGCAGCUCCUCCUCCACAACCGCUGCAAAAAACUCCAGUUUUUGCGCCAGCUGCACAAUAUUCUGCACCACCUCCACCUUCGCAGCAAUUUUCAGCGCCUCCUGGACCACCGCAACAAUUUUCAGCCCCACCACCGCCACAACAAUUCCAACAGCCCCAAAAACCAUCACCAAUACCUGGAUAUCCUCAACCACCGCAGCUUCAACAACAACAAAUGCAGCAACCCCAAAAUUAUCAGCAACAACAACAAAUGCAGCAACAAUUUGGACAAAUGAAUAUGGGAGGACCUGGAGCCCCUAAUCAAGCAUCAAAUCAAUUCCGAAGUGAUGUUAUCGAUCUAAUGGCUGAAAGGAAUAUUCAACAAUAUGGUUUUGAAGAUAUCGACGUCUCGCUGCCUACACAAUUAGCGAAUCCAUCGGCAAAAAUUGAUCCGGCAAUUUUUCGAUCAACACUUCAAAAUAUUCCACAAUCGGAAGAAUUGUUGAAGAAAAAGUCGACUACCAUUUGCAAUCACUUUACAUCCAUUUAGAGAUGUCAAGAAUUUGAAUAUUAUUCAAACUACAAAUAUUGUUAGAUGUCGAUAUUGUCGAACUUAUAUUAAUCCAUAUGUUAUAUUUCCUGAUCAUCGACAUUGGAGAUGUAAUUUAUGUACGCGGGGGAAUGAUUGUAAGUUUUGAAAUAAAAUUUUAUGAUAAAAAAUAAAAUUUUUAUCUCAAAAAAAUUAUAAAAAUAAUCCCUUGUUCCAGUACCUGAUGAUUUUUGCUGGGAUCCAACAACAAAAUCGUUUGGCGACCCACGAAAUCGUCCCGAAAUCCAAAACGCCACUGUCGAAUUCAUCGCCCCUUCCGAAUAUAUGCUUCGCCCACCACAACCUGCUGUCUACGUGUUCCUCAUCGAUGUCAGCAUCUCUGCAAUACAAUCUGGCUAUCUUCGAGCGUUUUCCGAGCAACUCAUCGUGAAUUUGGAUCAAAUGCCUGGAGAUGAUCGAACGCAAAUCGCUUUUAUUGCCAUUGAUCAAUGUCUACAUUUUUAUUCGUUUAAUUCGACGAAACGCGGACCUUCGGAAAUGGUUGUUGAUGAUAUUGAUGGUGAGCGGGGCGGUUUUUUGGGAUCCGGGCAAUUCUGAUCCAAAAUUGGUCAUCAAUUUUGUCAGAAAUUGAUCAAAUGCUCAGAAAAAUCGUUAUGUUUUGUGCUGAAAAUGAAGAAAUUGCUCAAAACUGAGAAUUUCAUCAUUUUCAGCACUAAAUUUUAGUCUAGAAGGUGAUUUUUGGGUUCCUGAAAGUCUUGUUGAAUUGUCGGAAAUCUCAGGUUCCCUUAUUUUUAGUCAAAAAAAAUUCCAGACGCGUUCGUUCCAACUGCCACCUCAUUAUUAGUGCCAUUAAAAACUUACAAAGAUGUUAUCCGAACUUUUAUCAAAGACAUUCCUUCGAUAUUUUCUGUUGGACCAACUUCAAAUGGAAAUUGUGUUGGAUCAGCGCUCAAAAUUGUCCAUUCAAUGAUUGUAGGUUUUAUUUUCUUUCUCUUCUUUGAAGUCCUCUAAAUUUCAGGCUGAAAUCGGAGGACGGAUAUCGAUUUUCCAAGUCAGUAUGCCGAAUUUAGGCCCUGGAGCGCUGAAAAAUCGAGAAGAGCCGGGUGAAAAAGGCGGCCAGAAUCUUGGUCCGGCCACGGAUUUCUACAAAGCUUUAUCGCUGGAAUGCACCGGGAAUCAAGUUUGUAUCGAUUUGUUUAUGUUUAAUUCGACGUAUGCUGAUAUUUCGACGCUUUGUGAGUUUUUUGGGUAGGGAAACAUCGGGUAGGGAAACAUCCUCAUUUUGCUUAGAAAAUACCUCUAGAAUCUGAAAAUUCACAAGAUUUCAGCCCAGAAAGUUCUUAGCAUCAAAUUUGGGCUCAUUUUGCUCAGAAGACCUUGAAAAAAAUGAAAUUCAGAAUUUUUUUUUGGCUUUUCAAACCGUUUUGAUAAAUUUUGGUCCAAAAUUCUGAAAGUUUCAAACCAAUCGUUGUGGGCCAGAGUACAGUUUUUGAAAAUAUCUGAAUUUUCAGAGGUCCAAAAACUGAAAAUUAACAGUUUUUAAAUUGAAAAAAGGUUACAAUUUUCCUAAAACCUCGGAAAAAUACGUUUCAAAAAAAAUGUAAAAUUUGAAAAUAUCGGAAACAAAUCGAUACUUCCGUUGACAAAAUUGUAUCAUUUUGAAAAAAAACAAACCUAAAAAUUCGAAGGUCCCGAAUUUCCGGUUUUUUGAAAUUAUCUUCAAAUUGGAAUAUGUAGAACUCGUUUCCAAUAUUCAAAUUUCAAUUAUCUAACUUCAAAUUUGGUUUUUGCAGCCGAAGUCGCAAAAUUCUCAACGGGAUGUGUCUAUGUGUUCCCCAACUAUAACAUUGCUCAAGACGCCUAUCAAGUCAAACGAUUCGAAAAAACGUUCACCAGAUAUCUGACCCGCAAAAUUGGAUUCGAAGCAGUCUUGAGAAUCAGAACAACUCGUGGAUUGAGCCUCUCCGGAUUCCAUGGAAAUUUCUUUGUCAGAUCCACUGAUUUGCUCGCCUUGGCAAAUGUGAAUCCAGAUUCAGCACUUGCUGCGCAAGUUGCGCUGGAAGAAAAAUUGCCGGGACAUGUUUGCUUCCAAUCUGCAUUGCUCUAUACAUCAAGUAAAGGAGAUCGACGAAUUCGAGUGCAUACAAUGUGCCUGCCAACAACUGGCGACUUGCUCCAAUUAUACAAUCAUUUCGAUCUCAAAGCCACUGUCUCAUAUUUAUCCAAAAUUGGUGUUGAUCGCGCAAUGGCUGGCGGAGCAUUGUCGGAUUCGCGCGAAGCGUUGGUGAAUGCGGUGGUUGAUAGUCUAGGAGCAUAUCAGAAGGCAAUGUCGAGAGGUGGAAGUAUGCUUGUGCCGAGAAGUGGACAUUUGAGAUUGUUCCCCAGUUAUGUUCUGGCGCUAUUGAAACAUGUGAGUUUUUGGGAGUUGAUUGUUUUGGAUCAAUUUUUCAAUUUCAGACAAUUUUCAGAUAGAAAAACGUUAAAAUGUGACUGGAAAUUUAAAAUUUUCAGACAAUUUUUCAGUUUCGAAAGUGUUCUAAACGUCCAGUUUCAAGUCCGAGCUUUCAGACAAUUGCUCAUAUUAGGAAAUGUAAAAAUUUACCCGAGAACCUCCUGAAAAAUGCUGAAAAUCAAAUCAAAUUUGAUUUUCAGACAGAUUUUCAGCAGUUUCAGGCGUACUAUUGAAAUAUUAAGGAAACGUUGUCUGAAAAUCCAGUUGUAAAUCUGAAAUUUCAGCUUGAGAACAACCCCCACCUGAAUGAUUUUUGGAAAAUUCAGAUUUUCUGACAAUGAGCUGAGAGAAUAAUGGCUAAAAUUGGUCUGAUAAACUUAAAUUUCAGCUUAUUUUCAGCAUGUUUGAGGUGGGUUGUUCUCAAGCUGAAAUUUUCGAUUUAAAACUGGAUUUUCAGAGAAAUUUUCGCUAAACUUUCAAUAGCUUAUUAAUCUGCCGAAAAUAAGCUGAAAUUCAAGUUUUUCAGAUCAAUUUUAGCCGUCAUUCUUUCAGCACAAAAAAUCUGAAUUUUCCAAAAAUUCAAUCAAAAAUUGUUGAUUUUUGAUUAUUUGAAACUUAAGAAAGCACAGAAACCUCCAAAUCCAAAAAUUAACCAAAUCAAUUUUCAAAUUUCAACAUUUUCAGCCGGCAUUUUCAUCUGCUCGUGGAUUGAAACUCGAUGAACGAGCCGCCGCCAUGAUGAUGCUCCGAUUUUCGCCGCUCGAACAAAUUCUAUCGGAUAUCUAUCCGAGAUUAUAUCGAUUGAACGAUUUGGCGGUGAGUUUUUUGAAGGUUUUACUGAAAAUUUCGGUCUGAAAACUUGACUGAAAUUCCAAAAUUACAGCUGCCAACGUGUUGUGAUGAAUCGAGUUGGCCACAUCCACUUGCACUAUCUUUUGAAUAUAUCCAACGCGAUGGAAUUUAUAUGUUGGAAGCUGGAAAUGCGGCCUAUGUCUAUAUCUCAUCGCAAGCUGAUCCACAAUUUUUGCAACAAGUAUUUGGUGGAAAUUAUCAAGAGAUUCACGAGAAUUCGCUCAUCGAACGAGACAAUGAUGUGUCGAGACGAGUUUUUGCAUUCUUCAAACAUGUCACACUUUUCCGAUUCUAUCUUGGACCGAUUGUUAUUAUCAAGUGGGUUUUGUUUUCUGGGAAUUUUAGUGUCCUAGUUUGAUCUGGAGCUGAAAAAAAAACCUGAAAUCUAGGUUUUUCAAAUUUAAAAUUCAUUUUGUUGCUCUUGAAAUUGUUGGCAAAUUGAGCCUUUUUAUAAGCUUUAUUUUUUUUUUAAAUAUUUUUGAAACGUAUUUUUUCGAGGUUUUGAAACUUGAAAUUUUUGGUUUAAAAUUAAGCUGAAAACCACCGAUAUCUGACAUUUUCAAGUUAACAAGUUAAUAUAAGUCAUUUUGUAACUCUUCAAAUUAUUUGCAAAAUGAACCUAAACUUGAUUUUUUGAUUUUAGCUGAAAAUUGGAUUUUUUAUCUAGAAUUAGAGUCAAUUUUUCAAAGAAAAUUACGAGAAAAUCCCAAAAAUUCUUCCAAAACUCGAUUUUUUGCAGAGAACACGCUGCAAAUCGUGAAUUGUUUGUUCGUCGACUUGUUGAUGAUCGAACCGAAUCAACUCAUUCUUACAUUGAAUUUUUGCAACAUUUAAAACGAGAAAUCAAUAAUUAG